AGUAAUCAAUUAGAUUACUCGUUACUGGAAAAAGUAAUGCCGUUAGUAACGCCGUUAUUUAUAACGCCGUUAUUCCCAUCACUGUGCAUCACUCUAUCACUGUGUUCCAAAUGGAAACCUUUGGAAUGUGUACUUUGGAGUGAAAACAAUCAUGGCCGCCAUAUUGAAGGGUCAUUCCAAACCUGUGGUCAAAAUUGGCCACUUCAAAGCUUCCUUUAAAAUAAUGUCAAAAGGGUUCAACUGAUGGAGACUUUGCUCCCAUGAUUCUUCGCAGAGGUUUAGAUGUGCAAUGAUAGCACCUCCUUAAUUGGCUCGGGAAGAUGACAAAAAUUUGCUAUAAGGUAUAGUUUUUACAUACCUCAUUUCUCAAAGGAAUGAGUGCAUAGGGAUUAACCCUUCACAAAGUAAUGCAGCAUAUAAUACCCAUUAAUAUAAUGAAAAGGUGGCACUAACACUUUGUUAACAGGUCUGUCUAAUACUGAUAGAAGCCUGUCUAAUAAUUAGGGAUGGGUAUCGUUAAGGUUUUAACGGUAUUACUACUCUUACCGGUACUGCUUAACGGUCCGGUACUUUAAUGGUAUUCUUAUCGGUACUUUGUGUUGUGUUACUUUGUGUUGUGUUAGGGAUUUCCUAGGUUUCUUCUGCAAAGUGUAUUUUGGGUUUCAGUGCAAGAACGCCCUACGGCCUUUGGACGGAGAUGUACUACUCAUCACAGAGUCGUGCUUCACUGAAAUAUAUGCAUGACAAUCACAGCUUCUGUUUUAAUCAUGAUUUCGAUUUAAUUUCGAUUUAUCGUGCAGCUCUAAUCCCUGCACAUGACAUGAGGUGAAUUUUUUUUAAUUAUUUUUCCUUUCGUUUGGGUAAAUCAUGUACCUGACUUCAGUUUAUUCAUUGAAGCACGACAGCUGUUCAGAAGGAGGAGCCCUGUCCACCAGGAGGAUUGCUCUGAACACCUCAGAGACAAGCCAUGACAGCAUCCACAGCCGUGAAUGUAACUCUGAUGCUGGCACCUUUGAAUGGAAAGAUGAGAGCUGGAGAGAAAACGAUCUAAAAGCUUGCACUUUUUCUCUAUGUGUCAUUUCAUGUAUCAGAUAUCAAAGAGGAACCAACGACUUAGCGAUAAAUGAUUCUGACCCUCCAUAGCAUGCAACUACAGCUCACGGAUUCAGAAGGGAAAAAAAUGUUUGGUGGAGCAAACCUGAUGAAUGAAGUAAAUAUAUGGCACUUACAGCACAACAAAUUCAGUUCAAUAUCACAAUCCCCUUCCAGAGGUGGUUUGUAGGAUACAUAAAUAUUUUACUAUUCUAUGAAAAAACUAAAUCAACACCCUUCCAAAAAUUAAAGCCUCUAAGCUCAGCAUUCAACCACAACCUUGAGACUCCAGAGAUUUCUGUAUUUGUCUUCUAUACUCAUUCAAUAUUUCCCCCUAAAUGUCCCAGGCUAUAAAUGUUAUGUGUUAAACAUUUCUAAUACCAGACAGCACUUGGAACAAUGAUAACAUUUGCCUGGAAACCACUCGGAAAUGCAGACUCGGUCUCGCCUGCUACCCAAAAAAAUACACACCAAAACAAAUCAACUUUGAAUAGCACAAAAUCAAUCCUUUCUAAUUUAAAUUCUAUUUGUGUGCAAUUUUAAUGCAUAGUUUAAACAUUUUAGAGACCUAUUUUUAGACUAAGCCACUUUUGAUAGCCCCUGCUGUGUUUCCAUUUCACUACUUUACAACAUUAUAAACAAGAGGUCAAAAGGUUUUUGCUUGUCAAUGCACAACUGUCUAGAAACUACAAUGUGUCGCUUACUCACGAUUAAGUAUGCGCGUUCCAUAGUUCGAUGUGCUUGGUCAUACUUUCAUCUCACUCUAAGGCAUCCAUACUCACUUUCACUCCCUCCAAGCCUUCUUUACACACACACACUUCAACACACACAGAGUUCCUCAUCAAUAAGCGUGAGCUUCCACGAAAUGCCCCUACACAGUGCAGGCAUGCUAACCAAUCUCCUAGAAGGGCUAGGCGUGACUGCGACUAAUGAUGGACUAGAUCAGCUGAUGUUAGUAUAAGAGAAAAAAAAGGAGGGGUGUGUAUAAUGUCCUCGGGAAAUUCCCUCUCAUUUUCUUCAAAUAUAUUUCCGUUACGGCUCCACAAAGCUGAGGAAAAUGUUUUGACAAGCACAAAUAUGAGUCUGUUGGCUUUUCAGCACCAAAAACAGUGGACAGCACCCUUGGUCAGCAGUCAUGCUUAUACAGGGGUGUGUAUGUGUGUGGUGGGGGGAGGGGGAUUCCCACAAUGUUUUAUGCCAUUCCCCCUCGCGACAAGCAUCUCUGAGGCUUGUGCUCAUGGAAUAGGCUCACCGAAACACACCAAGAGGAAUGUCAUGAAUAUGUGACACACUGCAAAGUCACUGACAUUUGCAUUCAGUCAGUGUAUGCAUUUCAUCACUUGUGAUGGCAAGUCUGAUUAAUUUACAUUUAAGCAAAGAACCAAUUAAAAAAAAAACGAUUGAGUGAUUCUUUUAUGUCAUCACGACGUGAUCCCUGACAUACGGUUGUGGUAUGUUACAUGCUCUAAAACCUUCCAAUAAAACCAGUUGAAGGCACAUAAUGCGGUUUAUGAAGCUUUUCAAAGUAAACUUUGUUAAUAAAGUUUACUAUUGUAAUUUAAUGUGUCCUGCUUCCGUUUGUAGUAGUUAUCAUUCAGAUCAUAAACAAUCACUAACAUUUACAAAACCAAUGUAAAAGUUGUUGCGUGUUUUAUAUAGGCUGUUUUAUUUAUUUAUUUUUUAAUCAUCAAAUUUGCCAGGGCAAAAUUCAAGAAAAUGAGUACAUUUAGCGAAAAAAAAUGUCCCUACACUCAUUUCGAAGCAGGUUCAAGUUUGUCAAACAAAUUAGCAACGAUGACCAACUCACUGCUAAACUAUUGACACAUUUUGUCAUAAUGUUGCUAAUGCGACCAAACAUUCAUGCUUGUUGAUACAACUGUCACAUAAUUAAGUUCUAGGUUAACCCUAUUUAUGGAACUCUGCAUAUUAUUUAGAUGUUCGAAAAACGGUUCUCGAAUCGAUGAGUUAAUGAGUCAGAAUCACUCACUGACUGACAGACUGAUCUGACAUUCGACCAAUCUGACUCAUAAACGAAGAGAUUCUUCCUCCAGUCGUGAACAGAUUCAUUAUAAAGAUCUGACUCGUUCACGAAUCGGACAUCGCUAUUCAUCACCCAUUCCCCCUGUUCCCGAGAGGAAGCUACGGCAGCGAUAUUUAACAAUAAAGGCCUGUUCACACCGGGACGAAUUCCGCGCGCGAUAUUCGCCGACGUUUAACGCCUCGUGACUAAACAAAGGGCGCCAAUGUGAGUGUGCACACCGACGCGAAAAACGCCACGCGUAAAAGAGUCAUUUUUUAAAAAACGCUUCGGGUUCGUUUUUUUGGUUUGACGCACCGCGUCAAAAACUAUACGACCAAUGAGAAUGGCACUUUUGCACACGUGUCUGGAGCUUCUGAAGUUACAGUAAAACACAACUUGGGGGCGCUCAAACACAAAACUGUCUUGCUGUGAGCACACAUACGUAACGGCGAAGAAGAUAUACGCCAAGUAGCGUCUACACUGCCGGGAAGAAAUAAGACGAAGAAGAUGCAAGGCAAGAUGAAUGUAGAGUUGCUGGUCUCGUUGGUGUCGGAACACAAAGAACUAUAUGACAAACGUGACAGCGAUUACAAAAAUCUUGAUAAAAGAGAACUGUUAUGGAGUGGUAUUGCACAGCAAAUGGGCCUUGAUGUGGAGGAGGUAAAACACAAAUGGAAAAGCCUGCGAGAUACAUAUACACGAAAAAAGCGCGAAGAUGAUUGCCGAAGUGGACAGGCUGCUAAAAACAAGAAGACGUGGAAAUUUAUGAAGGUCAUGGAGUUCCUCGCAACAUCAACUGAAUUUCGAAGUGUUCACAGCAAUAUUUCUCCUGAAAAUAUGAAUGAAGGGGUUGAGCAAGUGGUGGUUCAAAAAGAAGUCAGCGACAGAGAAGAAGCAUCAGCAAGCACGUCUCCAGGAUCAUCCUUCUCCAGCCCAACUGUGACCAGGUCUACUUUCAACAAAAGAAAACGGCCAGAGACACCAGACUUGUUGGACCGGUACCUUUUAUCCAAAGAAGCCAGGGAAAGUGAGAAAGAGGAACGCAGAAGAGAGAAAGAGGAGCGCAGAGAGCAACGAAGAGAGCAACAAAAUGAUGAAAAUUACUUGUUUGCUCUUGGCUUGAUACCAGCACUAAGGAGAUUGUCCCCAGCCGUACAGUCUUCAGUCAAAUUAAAAAUACAUCAGCUGUUGCAUGAUGCUGAGUUUGGCCAGGCCUCUUCUGCUUUUUUUCCACAGCAGUCACCGGUGUCCUACCAUCAGGUCCCCCCACAGACCCCAACAAACUAUGGCUGCUCUACAACUUCUUGGCUACCCUAAUAGAUGUUUACUGUAUACAUUUUAAUUCUGUAUUUUUUUGUUUGUUUUUUUACAUUCAAGAAAUUUAGUUGAAAAUGGCCGUUUCAUAAAUGUUUAUUUGCACUAUUGUUCACUUGCACUACAGUCAUUGUGACUUAUUUGCACAACCUUUUCUGACGCCCUUUUUUACUUUAUGUUUGUGAUUGUUAUUGCAACUUGUAGUUCAUUAAAAAAUGUUUCAUUUUUCCAAAA
Carassius auratus (goldfish) is the source of this 4660-nucleotide messenger RNA. RefSeq lists its product as uncharacterized. Gene Ontology annotation, biological process: regulation of transcription by RNA polymerase II. Lineage: Eukaryota; Metazoa; Chordata; Actinopteri; Cypriniformes; Cyprinidae. The transcript is spliced from 3 exons. The record is from RefSeq and is a predicted model, not a curated record. Gene Ontology annotation, cellular component: nucleus; transcription regulator complex. Bases 3620 to 4429 code for a protein of 269 amino acids. Gene Ontology annotation, molecular function: DNA binding.